Salmo salar (Atlantic salmon) is the source of this 9789-nucleotide messenger RNA. RefSeq names its product BRCA2 DNA repair associated (gene brca2). The record is from RefSeq and is a predicted model, not a curated record. Lineage: Eukaryota; Metazoa; Chordata; Actinopteri; Salmoniformes; Salmonidae. Gene Ontology annotation, biological process: double-strand break repair via homologous recombination; regulation of DNA-templated transcription. Gene Ontology annotation, cellular component: nucleus.
UUCAUGUUUUUCUAUCUCUUGCACCUAGCGUAGCUUGCUAGCUGUCUAUCACUUUUUAUCCGUGUUGGUUUGUUGUUAGCUAUCUAGCUAGUUAACGUUAAUGUCUUUAUGUAACGUUACCAAGCUAGUUAAAUCUUCAUAUCGUUAACUUUUCAGCUUACUAACGUUAACUAUCUAGCUAAAUAUGGACUAACAGUGGUAACUCGUUAUCUGCUGUUAGCUAUCUUGCUAGUUAACGUUAUAUGUCUUUAUGUAACGUUACCAAGCUGGUUAAAUCUUCAUAUCGUUAACUUGUCAGCUUACUAACGUUAGCUUCGUUAACUUGUCAGCUUACUAACGUUAGCUAUCUAGCUAAAUAUGAACUAGCAGUUAGUGGUAACAACUCACUGUGACAACUUUCAGGUAGCUACUAAGCUAGGUGCGUUUAGCAACGCUAGUAUUUAACUUACAAACUAGAGUUGUUGGGAAUUUCCUUGCAAACCCCCCCCUUCAAAAAGUCCCCCACAAUUUCUUGCUUUUUUUGUGCAGUUAUGGCGUACUUGCAGGACUGUUAUUUUGGCAUGAGGUAAGCGGAGAGGAAGUGGGUCUACAACUGACCCAUGUUUGGAAAGUUUAAUUCAUGUUCUAUUAUAUUCUUUUUCUAAAUUUCCCCCCCAUCAUAAGGACCAACCGUACGGACAAUCGGCAGAGCAUACCACAGAUGACCUAAGACACGGACAUAAGGAGAAACAUGUUUGACGCUUUCAAGGAUCAAAUAUGGGAAGAGUUGGGACCUCUGAACCCAAACUGGUUUGAGGAACUCACUGCUAAAGCUUCCAGUUGGGAUUGGGGUGAUACAGAGAAAGAGAAUCCCAUCACUGCAAUAUCUUGUGGACAAGAUGGCAGUUUCAAAACACCAUUGGGGAAAUGUCCCCUUGAUGGUGAUAUGUUCUCUACCCCGAAGAUUUUCAGGCAGAGAAGACCACAGUCACCUGAGACACUGACAGAAGAUGCACUUUUCUUUCCUGAUCAAGGAACCUCUGCAACAGUAAAAAUGGACACAAGCCCAUGCUUAUUUGGAAAAUCAAUAGACCGCGAGACCCCCAGUAAAUCCUAUAGAAAAAGGCUGCAUGGAGACAUUUUUGGGCUGCUUGACACACCGAAACACUCUACGAUCUUUUUAUUUCCACAGGCACACUCUGCCAAACGUAUAUCAGAAAGUCUUGGUGCACAGUUAGACCCUGAUAUGUCCUGGACCAGUUCUCUCAAUACACCUGUCAUGUCGCCCACCAUCAUUUUGACUAAAAGUGAGGAGCGUAGGCCUAUGUGCCCAGUAAGAAUUGCUACCGAAGAGCAGGUUAUGUUUGUGCGAAAGCUUUUCCCCUCGGCCAAGGAGUCUGGAAGCACAAUGCUGUCACCAGAACAGAAUGAUAGACCUCUCUGUCAACACAAUGGACUGGAUUCCCACUUGCCUGGUGUGAUUGACAUCUCCCCUGGCUUUCAAGACACGUUACCUGGUGACAGUGGCAGCCAUUGGAAACAGACUUUACCAGAUGCUAUUGAGGACGGAGAAAUCCGCAGCACAAUGGCCGGUGUUCUAGAUGGAGCUGAGGAUGUCCUCUCCAUAUUCUUCAGCAACAGAAGUUUGGCUUUACAAAGGGUGAAGACCAAGGAGAGAAUCAAAAGGAAGCAAAGUGGCGCAACUAAGGAACACGUACCUACUUCUACAAUGGAACAUGACAAAGUAUCCAGUGAGAGAGCAGGAGAAUACCAACACACCAGGGAAACCUCUGAGGCUCUUGAGUCCAGGACUGACAUGAAGUCUGGGGAUUUGGCGACUUCUCAGUGGACUCCAAUAAAUGUACCUGACAUUUCAGACUAUGAUAUGGAUUCAUUUCACCAUGAGGGGUCUUCCUUUACUAAACACAUAAUUCCACAAGAUGGCAUAAGUGAAACAUUCUGUGACUUCACUGGAAGCCAGCAGCCAGAUCGUGGCUCCUCUAAGCAGACUGUCCAGGUGGAGUCAGCCCUUUCUAGAAGAACAUUACCAUGCACCAGCCAGCCAGAGGGAUCUCAAUUGACAGGGUCUGUAGUCGAAAGCUCUCUAGAACACACCUUUCCCAGGAAAACAAGGACAUUUGUUUACUGUGUCCAAAAUCCACUUCUGUCAGUGCAAGAUAAAUAUGUUACUCAGAUGUUACCUGCAUCACCUGGAACUGCUCCCAGGGGUGAAAAUCAGAACAUAAAACAAAGUGAAACCAUACCAAAUGAAGCUGAGUUUAAUAAUCUUAACAAAAUUGCCUUGGAUGGGAAAAAGCCGCAAGUUCAGCAGAAAAGUGCAACUGAAGAAAAUAUUGUUUCACAAGCACCAACCAAAGACCCUGAUCUUGAUAUGUCACAGCUUUGCAGGGUAUUUGCGCAAGAUUUUAGCCAAGUAGUUGACUACAGUCAACCAUGCAGCAAAAGAGCAGAUGCUAUUAAAAAUGGCUUCUCUGCAUCAGCUUGUCUCUCAGCAAUGAGACUAAGGAACAGAAAACUGUUGAAUAGACUAGAAUGGGGCCAGAAACCUGAACAUCUUAACUCUGGCAUCAGUGAUGAAAUGCAUAUUCCUGGUUCUCAGUUUAGCAACUCUGCAAACACGUCUAGAAUGAAGAGUACAGUGUGUGAUAGCAGCUUCCCCCCUUACACCCUUUCUGAUGUCACACAAACAGAAUCAUCCAACGUUCACCCUAGCUCUGAAAAAAGUUAUGGAAAUCAAUCAUCUAGAGGGUUUAUAACAGGUAACAACUGGAUUAUCUCUUUGCCUCCAGAAGCAAUAAAGAAAGCAAAAGCAUCAUUAGAUGACUUAAUUGAGGAAAAUAUGACUAAUGUUGUUACUGCUGCCAGUGAAGUGAAACCUGUGUUGUCGUGUGUGACAGGAAGCCGACUGUCCACAGAAGUGAAGUUCAUUAGUCCACUCAACGUUGCCAAAAGGUCAAAGCAAACCAGCGUAAAAUUGAAUGGUCAAGUUCAGGUUCAGACCCCUCAGAGCAUCAAUGUUUCGGUUUCCUCACACCCUGGGUCUGGUUUCAAAAUGGCCUCCAAUAAGAAGAUACAUUUUUUUUCAGCAAAUCUGGAGAAAGUCAAGGAUCUGUUUGAGAUUGAGGAUGAAAUACCUGCAGUCAAUAUUCCUGAGAUAAGCCUUCCUGAGGAAGGUAAUAUGUCAUGUGGAUUGGAGCUUGUUGAUGGAUCUCAUUUACCACCUCUACCCUAUACACACCAGAGGUCUGUUGAUAGCCAAGGUCCGUUGACAGCCUCACAGAGAGCUGAUGUUUCAGAAUUGUGCAGUCUCUUAGAAGCUGCAGACAGCCAAUUGGAAUUCACACAGUUUAAACCAGCAAAGCUGAACUUCUAUGUUCCAGAUGGUAGCCCCCCUCGUCAAUCUGAGAAAGAAUUGGAUCCCGACUUUCUCACAGGCAUAGAUUUCGAUGACAGUUUCAACUCUGAUGUUGAGAAGCAAUCUGUGAAGAUGGCCACCACUGACAAAAAUACAACUAUUUCUCAUUGCAAGGAAAUUUGCCAAGUAACAACCACCGAAAUUAAAUCUAGUGGGGCAUCAUCCAGCAAUUCAACAGAGAAACCCAAAGAACAUGUUAUCCACAGAAGAGUACUUUACUUUCCCAGUUAUAGCUCUGAAAACAUAGCUGAGCGCUCCUUUGGUUUGUUGACAAAAACCACAAACGAGAACCAUCUGCUCGAUAUGGAUACGAACACCAGUGGAAUGGAGUGUGAAAGCAAAAGUCUCCCCAAGUUGGGUGUGGGUUUUAAAACUGCUGGCGGAAAUGCUAUGAUAGUUUCAGAGAAGUGUCUGAGCAAUGCAAGGGCCUUGUUUGCAGAUUUAGAGGAAAAAAACUGUGCACCCAAGUGUGCAGUAAAAAAUACGGAACAAGUUGAAACCUCACCUGUUCAAUAUAGAGGCGAAGUUGAUACAAAUGUUGAUUCGAAUGUGACACAUUUUCAUGGCCCUGAAAAAAAAGUAGAUCUGAAGGAACCACGUGAUGAAUACAGUGACAAGAUUAAAGUGGACUUUAUACAUUCUCACAAACAUGGGGAUGGUGGUUUCCACACAGCCAGUGGUAAAGGAGUGACCAUCUCGGCAAAGGCCCUUCAAAAAACAAAUGCAGUUUUCAAAGACUGUGACGCUAUGGAAAGGUCAGGUUGUGCAGCAGAAAAGCUGAGCAAAACAAGUGUAUCAGAGACUGGCUGUAAUAAUUUUGAGAGAAACAAUUGUGGCUUUAGCACUGCUCGAGGUAAGAGAGUUGAUGUUUCUGCAACAUGUCUACUGAAGGCAAGGACUCUCCUGAAUGACUGUGAUGAAUUGGAAAAAUCUAAGCCAGGGAAAAUCCCUAGCUUGAAUGCAAAGAUACUAAGUCGGAAUAUUCAGCAGAAAAGUGACUGUGAUUUUAAGAAACCCAGUUGUAAAGCAGCCUCCAUAUCAGCAAAGAUCCCUUUUACAGCAAAAACUCCAUUUGAUGGUGGCACGUCACAUGAAUUUCUAGGGGCAAAGAGGAAAAUGCUUGAACCAGAAAAUUCUCAAACCCAUGCUAAAGAUCCUUUGAAAAAUGGAUCUGGGUUCAGCACUGCCAGUGGUAAGAGAGUGUCUGUGUCCAAAAGGGCGCUGUUGAAAGCACAGGCUCUUUUGAGUGAAUGUAAUGUAGAUGGAGAGGAACUUUCUAAAUCAAAGAAAAAGAUCAGCGUAGAUCUUCAUACCAUUCAAAAUCCUACACAGAAGCACAGUGGAUUUAAGACUGCUAGUGUCAAAGAAGUUACCGUAUCACCUAAGGCCCAUAAGCAAGCAAAGGCUGUUUUCAACAACUGUGAUUCCAAUAUGGACAGCUUAAUCAGUGCUGAAGCAAAGCACGGGAAUAUAGACGUAAAGUCUGCUGAUGGUCUGAUGAACAAUCCAGGGGAAAGCUAUUGUGCCUUCAUCACAGCUGGUGGAAAGAAUGUGCAUGUAUCUGAAAAAGGUAUUUUGAAGGCGAAGAGCAUUCUGAAUGAAAACCUUGAUAACUGCACAGACUCAAAUGCCAUUGAGGAGGCUUGGUUUUCAGAUGGUAGAUUUUCAUUACUCACUGAAGAUGGUACAGGUGUCAAAAAAGGAGCUAGGAACAAAUCAAAUUCUUCUGACCUCAACGGUGAUGACAAGAGCUGUGAUUUCAGCACUGCCAGUGGCAAGUCUGUGCAUAUGUCCGAUGGAGCACUCCAGAAAGCAAAGUCUAUUCUGAACGAAUGUGAUGUAAUUGAAAAUCCACAACCUGAGAAUGGCCACAAAGUGCAUCUGGAAAAGAUUCCAACAAAGGAAACGCAUGAAAUCUCUCAUGGUAGCACAGCCAGUGGGGAAGGGGUGUUUAUUUCAGAAAAGGCUCUUCAACAUGUGAAGUCUGUGUACGUUCUGGGUGAGACUGGUAAUGUAAAAUAUUCAGUUGGCAGUAAUCCAGUAGGAAGCCGUUUUGGUUUUAGCACAGCCAGUGGUGACGGACUGUCUGUUUCAGAGAAGGCACUUCAAGAAGCGUGUGAUGAUACCCUUGACAGUGAUACUGACCCUCACAAAAGAUCUGAAGAAAAUAGGCCACUGAAGGUCCCUACUCCCCAUAUUAAUGUUCAGCGUGUGCCGGUCAAAGCAGUUCGACUGGAGGACUGCGAAGUGAUCCAGACCAUUGUUGGAAUGGCAUGUCAGUCUUCAUCUGUAGAAUGUCAAGCGGAGUCUUCCUUGUUAAAUUUUGAAUCCCUUGGAUUCAGUGGCUGCUCUGUGACCCAGAGGAGGUACUUUGCCCAGGAGGCCAUGGAUUGUACCAAGGCUCUUUUAGAGGACGAAGACUUGACCGAUCAUUGUCCUGGAACACCAAUCCAAGCUAUCCCCAUGUCCUGCAAGGGGGGUUUUGAGAUGAGAAGUGGAAUUGGGAAAAGGUCGGCAGAGGAUUUAGGGAUGACAGACCAGCCUCCUCUGAAAAGAAGACUCUUGACCAAAUUCGACAGAACUGUGGAUUGUAGUAGACGGUCAAAACUCACUCCAGCUAAAAGCAGUUCAGAUGGUAUAUUUAAAGACAGGAAAGUCUUCAAAUAUAAUGUGGCUCUUCAACCUAAUGUCACCAGGCCAUAUCGCGCUAAUCAGAGAUGUGUAGACACAAGGCUGAAUAAGACCGAGCCACAGAAGACAACGUCAGAUCCAACCGCCGAAGACCGUAAACCAGUUAGCUCCAAGACAGCUGUAUUUGUCCCCCCAUUCCGGAAGAAUGUCAAGCUUGAGCCACAGAGGAGCAGUGGUCUUCAGGACAAGACUAGAGCGCCUGCUGUGUUUGUUUCCCCGUUUCGAAAAAACAACCGCGUAACCAAGGAGGGUUCCUUUAAGCCUUCAGAAGAUAAUCAUUCUCCCUUCAUCUCUGAAAUGCCUACCAAGACCACAUCUGUUCCACUUCCUGAGUACAACCCCAUCACUGACACUGGUAGUGAUAACGCAAAGGAGUCCAUUAAGGAACAUGACCCACAAAAUAUUGACAGAACGGACGUAGGCAAUGAUGGUGGCCAUUGCCUUCCUGUCACCCUAGGAGGAGAGGAUGCCACUGCAGAGGAGUCUAUUGCAGGUCAGCUAGCCCCUGACGCCACCGGUACCCUUCUAGAUGUUGUUUAUGAUGCAGAGUGCUUGCAGCUGGCCCGAGACAUGCAGGACAUGAGGAUCAGGAAGAAGAAGCGGCAGACCAUUAGACCUCUCCCUGGUAGCCUGUACCUGGCCAAGACAUCUGGGGUGGCCAGGCUGACCCUCAGGGAGGCUGUUGGAGGUUGGCACCCUGUACAACACACACACAAACAGCUGUAUGGCUACGGAGUGCACCGGCAUGUUUCGGAUAUCAGCAGUGAGAGUGCCGAGGCGUUCCGCUUUGUCUGCCGACACUUCUUCAGACGCGAGGCGUUUGUAGAGGGGCGCAUUCAGCUGGCCGACGGGGGGUGGCUCAUCCCUCGCAAUGAUGGAACUGCAGGGAAACAUGAGUUCCACAGAGCGUUGUGUGACAGCCCUGGCGUGGACCCCAAGCUGAUCAGUGAGGACUGGGUGUUCAACCACUACCGCUGGGUGGUGUGGAAACGGGCCUGCAUGGAGAGGGCAUUCCCAGCGCUGAUGGGCAGCCUCUGUCUCACACCAGAACAGGUGCUCCUACAACUGAAAUACAGGUACGACUUGGAGGUGGACAACAGCAAGAGGUCAGCUCUAAGGAAGAUCAUGGAGAGAGACGACACGGCAGUCAAGACCCUGGUGCUUUGUGUAUGUGGUGUUGUCACCAAAGGCCAUAAUCCAACAAGGCAGAGCUGGAGUGAGACCAAGAACAAAACCCCACCCGAGAGCGCCGCAGGGUCUAAAGCGAAGUCGUCCCUUGUAGGCUUGAUCUGGCUGACGGAUGGCUGGUACGCCAUCAAGGCCCAGCUGGACGUACCACUGACCGCCAUGCUCCACCGGGGCCGCCUGGCGAUUGGGGGGAAGGUGCUGGUCCACGGGGCCGAGCUGGUGGGAUCUCAGUAUGCCUGCUCCCCGCUAGAGGCUCCCGACUCCCUCAUGCUGAAGAUUGGGGCCAACGGCACCAGAGCGGCGCGUUGGUACACCAGGCUAGGGUUCUACAGCAACCCUAGUCCGUUCCUCCUCCCCCUCUCCUCCCUCUACAGCAACGGAGGCCCCGUGGGCUGUGUGGACAUUGUGGUGCUGAGGAGCUACCCUACCCAGUGGAUGGAGAAGAAGUCGGACGGAGGGUUUGUGUUCCGCGCAGGCCGUGCAGAGGAGAGGGAGGCGCGGCGUCAUGGCGACUCCAAACACAGAGCCAUGGAGAUCCUGUUCGCCAAGAUCCAGGCCCAGUUUGAGAAGGAGGAGGACGUUUGCGGUAAACCCAGAGGCCGGAGACGGACCCUGCUUGGUCGAGACAUUGAGACGCUGCUGGACGGGGAGGAGCUGUACGACGCAGUGGAGAAUGACCCAGUAUAUCUGGAGGGCCGUCUGAGUGAGCAGCAACAGGAGGCGUUGAACAGCUACAGGCGUUGUGUUGGUGAGAGGAGGCAAGCGGCACUGCAGGAGCGGUUCCGCCAGGCUCUGGAAAGCACCCAGGAGGGCGGGAGCUGUCACAACCGAGACGUGACCCCCAUCUGGAAGCUCAGCGUUGCUGACUCCAGGGCCAAGCCGGGCAGCAAUGUGUACCUGUUGAAUAUCUGGCGCCCCUCCAUGGAUCUGCAGUCCUUGCUGAAGGAGGGCUGUCGAUACAGGGCCUACCAACUAUCCACGUCGGAGGGCAAGAAACGAGCCGGUAACACCUCCAUUCAGCUCACCGCCACCAAGAAAACCCAGUUCCAGAAUUUACAGGCUUCUGCAGGGUGGUUGUCUGAGCGUUUCCAAGCCCGAGAGGCGGUCGGUUUUCGCGUUCUCCUGAACCGGGACUUAAAGCCGCUCUGUGGAGAGGUGGAUCUGGUGGGCUACGUCAUCGCCAUCACAGACAGACAAGGUCACUCUCCAGUGGUGUAUCUAGUGGAUGGCUGGCUGGACUUUGUCAAGGUCCGCUGCUGCAGCAGUCUGGUCCAGCAGGGCUUGGAGGAGGUGGUCAAGCCUCUGGCUCUGGUGGCCCUCAGUAACCUUCAGCUCAGAGCCCAUCCCUCCUCCCCCAUCCACAGCGCCAUCCCUGGCCUAUACGCUGGAGAUCUGGUCUCGUUUUCCACCAACCCUAAGGAGCCACAUCUACAGGAGGCUGCCGCUCAACUCAGGACCCUUGUCCAGGGCCAGGAACACUUCUUCAGGACUGCAGAGGAGAGGUUAUGUAACUUAGUCCAGGGGUCUGUCCAGUGUCUUCCUCCGCCGCCAUGGACUCCAGGCUGGAAAGCAGAUGCCAAACCAAAUGCAAGGACUACUAUGACACCCCAGCAGUCAGUUCGAAGCGUUGGCCCCUUCACCCCCCUGAACAGGGUCGUCCACCCUCCACCCGCCUGCUCCUCAGGGGGGGACAACAAAGACCCCAAGAGCCUGAAAAAAAAGAGGGGCCUGGACUACCUGUGUCGCAUCCCCUCUCCCCCUCCACUCUGCCCCUUGGGCACCAUGACCUUACCCUUGCCGUGCGUCAGCAAGAACUUCAACACCCCUCGCAGGGCCGAGACCCACCGGAUCCUAAAGACACCUCUGGCCACCGCUCCACAGCAUGUCCACCUGCCCCUACAGGAUGAGUGGGUGGAGGAUGAAGAGCUGGUCAUGAUUGACACUCAGGCCCUACACGAUGACAUAGGGAUAGACACGUGACAGAGAAUGUAUUGGACUGUUAUUUUGAAGGUUUCAGAAAACCUCAGCACCAGUGGGUGGCUGGUCAGCUUCUCCGAGCCCACAUGUUGAAUUUGUGUGUUGGGGAUCCACCUAGAAAGAUGUAGUGCCUUUUGUAAGCUACGGGGGGGAGAGAAUUUUAGAGAGGCUAACCAUGACAUGAUUGGUGCCAGGUGAAUGUUAACACUAGCAAAAUGUAGGAAGAUUAUCAUAUGGAGUUGUUUGUAACAUCAGGCUGAAUCAAGUUAGGAUUUGGUCCAUCUUGCCUUUUUGGGCCAAAGUAUUGAUGCCAACAAGGAGCCCAACAAAAUGCAUCGGAAUGAAAAGGGGUCGUCUUGGAGAACUCCUGAAAUAGUUUAGUGAAAUGGCAUUAGAAGAACCGACACGAACUGUAUAAUAUAAAUGAAAAAAUACUGUAACAUUUUUGUCCUUGUGUUUUAUGACCUUUUGUCGCUCGCAUCUGCAUGUUCACAAUAAAUGUUGUAUUGUAUUGGUAA